Messenger RNA from Knipowitschia caucasica, 510 nucleotides. NCBI's taxonomy places the organism in Eukaryota, Metazoa, Chordata, Actinopteri, Gobiiformes, Gobiidae. The record is from the annotation of a GenBank genome assembly.
AUGUCUGCAGCUCAGGGACUCCUCAACAGCGUCUUCUCCUGCUCGUCACCUGCGUCCAAAGCCAUUUCCAAGCGGAGACUGCGCCAGACGCGGAGUUUAGACCCUGCCAUAAUCCGACACUGUGGCUCAGACGGACACGGGGCUUUGGACACCGGUGCGCCUCUGCCCAAACCACCUUUACGCAUCAGGACGCAGAAAGAGCCCAUCACCCCGUCGGUCUCCACGCCGUCCAUCCCGUUAGACAUCUCUCCUUCGUCCAACUUCCACUUCGAUUACGACUCGGUGAAGCGCGCCAAGCGGAAUACGGCGGGGGAUUUGCCCUUUCUGGUGAGGGGGCCCCAGGUUCCGGCCUCUGCCAGCACCGGGGCGCUUUUCUCACCGCGGAGAUGGCUGCAGAAGAAGGCACCACCGUCCAGCCCUCACGCGUUUGUGGUGUGGAAGUCUGAGGCACAUAGGCAUUCUCUUAAAGACUCCACCACUGCUGCUGCUGCUGAAUGGUUCUGGUUUUGA